Peromyscus maniculatus bairdii (prairie deer mouse) is the source of this 6814-nucleotide messenger RNA. RefSeq names its product ST6 beta-galactoside alpha-2,6-sialyltransferase 2 (gene St6gal2). Gene Ontology annotation, cellular component: Golgi apparatus. Gene Ontology annotation, biological process: sialylation. The record is from RefSeq and is a predicted model, not a curated record. Gene Ontology annotation, molecular function: beta-galactoside alpha-2,6-sialyltransferase activity. NCBI's taxonomy places the organism in Eukaryota, Metazoa, Chordata, Mammalia, Rodentia, Cricetidae.
UGAAAAAUAGGAGGGCCUCCGUGACAAAUGGGCAUUCCGCACGUGAGCAGACGGACACACCCGAUCUGCGGCUCCCACAGCCUGGCUCUAGGUCAUCCCUGCGCCCCUCGGACAGUCCGGGGCGUCUCAGAGGCGAGAACUUGGCCACCCCUCCCAGGGUUGGAUUGACCUGUGUUGGUGGGCAAGUGGGGAGCUCCGAGUGGAAAGCGACCCGUUCCUAAGUCCGUCCCUGCACAGCAGGGCGCCUCUCUGUAGCCGCCAGAGUGAGGAUGCAGGCGGCUAGAGCCGGCGGAGCCUGAACAAAGGGAGCCGGCGGCCCAGAGGAUGCUGCGCUCCCCACGCCCCACCCAGCGGGCCAGGACGCUGCCUGGCGUGCAGGUAGCCGGUCUUUGGCUCUGCAGAGGGCUGUGUGUUCGAGGCCAGCACACAAAGACUCACUUCCUUGAGGCCAGCCUCCCAGGCCGCCCUGCCCACCACUCGCUGCCGGUGGCAUUCCUGCGGCCACCACCUGGACUCUUGCAACCCAGGGUGCCAGGUUCAGAGGAGCAGAGGCCGUGCGGGGAGCCCUCAGAGCCGCUCGCCUGGUGGAGGCGGUGGCUGGGAUUAGCACGCCUUUUUAGGCAGCCGCGCCGCCCCACGCAGCAGAGUCUGCAAUCGCUGUGCGAGAGGCAGGCUCUGCGUCGCCCGAGCUUCCCCGCCUGCGCCGGCCGCCGGGCAAGCUGCGGGCUAGGGCGCGCGCGGGAGGCCGAGCAACUUCCCGGCGCCCAGCAGCUAGGUUCUACCCGCCUCCUCGCAGUGCUUUAAACCCCAAGGUGAAGUGCUGGCCCCAGGGGUCUGCAAUGAAACCGCACUUGAAGCAAUGGCGACAACGAAUACUCUUUGGAAUAUUUGUUUGGGGGCUCCUCUUUUUGGCGAUUUUCAUCUACUUCACCAACAGCAACCCUGCUGCGCCUGUGCCCAGCUCCUUCUCCUUCCUGGAGAACCGUGGCCUCCUGCCUGUGCAGGGCAAGCAGCGGGCCAUCAUGGGCGCUUUGCAGGAGCCCUCCUUGCCCAGGAGUUUGGAAGCAAGCAAAGCGCUGCUGGGCAGCCACCCUGCCAGCCCCUUCCACAGCGGGCCUGGGGACCCACAGAAAUGGGACCAGUCGCAAGAGGGCUUUGACAAUGGGGAAGAGUUUUUUUCAUCCCAGGUUGGGAGGAAAUCGCAAAGUGCUUUCUACCCGGAGGAAGACGGCUACUUUUUUGCUGCUGGUCAGCCAGGGUGGCACCGCCAUACGCAGGACACCCUGGGGCUGCCCUCCCCGGGGGAACCAUCGCGGCGGGCCGGACCCGCCCAGCACAAGCGGGAAAAGUUUCACCGUGCAAGACGGAGCCGCGUGCCUGAGGAGGUCUACGACGGCGACAUGCUGUCGGCCUCCAUGUCCAGAGCCUUCCUGUACCGGCUUUGGAAAGGGACCGUGUCCUCCAAGAUGCUGAACCCGCGUCUGCAGAAGGCCAUGCGCUACUACAUGUCCUUCAAUAAGCACGGAGUGCGCUUCCGCGGGCGGCGCGAAGCCAGGCGAUCCGGGCCAGAGCUGUUGUGCGAGCUGCGAAGGCGCGUGCGCGUGCGCACGCUGGACGGCAAAGAGCCACCCUUCUCAGCGCUGGGCUGGCGGCCGCUGGUACCCGGGGUGCCUCUGAGCCAGCUCCACCCGCGCGGCCUACGCAGCUGUGCAGUGGUCAUGUCCGCUGGUGCCAUCCUGAACUCCUCCUUGGGGGAGGAAAUCGAUUCUCAUGAUGCAGUUUUGAGAUUUAAUUCUGCCCCUACACGUGGCUUUGAGAAAGAUGUCGGAAAUAAAACCACAGUACGCAUCAUUAACUCCCAGAUUCUAGCCAACCCCAGUCAUCACUUCAUUGACAGCUCUUUAUAUAAAGAUGUUAUCCUGGUGGCCUGGGACCCAGCUCCUUAUUCUGCUAACCUUAACCUGUGGUAUAAGAAGCCGGAUUACAACCUUUUCACUCCAUAUAUCCAGCAUCGCCGGAGACACCCAACUCAGCCAUUUUACAUCCUUCACCCCAAAUUCAUAUGGCAGCUUUGGGACAUUAUCCAGGAGAACACAAGGGAGAAAAUCCAGCCCAACCCACCAUCUUCUGGGUUCAUUGGAAUCCUCAUCAUGAUGUCCAUGUGCAGAGAGGUACACGUGUAUGAGUACAUCCCAUCUGUCCGGCAGACAGAGCUUUGCCACUACCAUGAGCUGUACUACGAUGCAGCAUGUACCCUGGGGGCAUACCAUCCGCUGCUUUAUGAAAAGCUCCUGGUGCAACGCCUGAACAUGGGCACCCAAGCAGAUUUGCAUCACAAGGGCAAGGUGGUACUACCAGGCUUCCAGGCCCUGCGUUGCCCGGUAACCAGCCCCAACAAUACAUACUCUUAAAAUGGAACUCUUGGGAAUUGAUGUGCAAUAAGGUACUACUGUUGUCCUCAAAGUCACAAAAGAAUACUUGAAGAUAGAUUUAGGCAAUGUGUUGUCUUUAACUGUAACUUAGUGGCCAUGAGAAUUCUUUCUAGUCUAAGCCAUUGGGUAACUAUUAUUGCUAUGAAUAUAGAAAUGGAACUUUAAAACUACCCAAGAAAGAAGCAAAAGCAGGAUAUAUAGAAAGAAAACAGUUGUGUACCCAUGGGCAUGAUACCUCUAAACAUGUUAACCUCUACAGCAGGGACACUCUUUAUCACAGUUGGUUCCAGCCAGAAGUUAGGAUGAUACUACUGAUAACACUGUUUCCAUCUAGGAAUAUUCAAAUUGAGGUCUGUAGCUAGCAUGUCACUUGUACAUACAUUCCUCGUUAAGCAGCCAGCCUGGAUUCUGUGAUAAAUGUCUGAAUUCUUACUCAGAUGUGAUAUCUUCCGUAUAUCUUGUCAGGCACAGGAUUUUCAACCACAGCUUUGAAGCUCUGCUUCCCAGUGCUCUCUGGGUGUUAUGACAGAGAACCAGGCCAUGCUUAGAAAAAUACAAUUCAUCCAUCCCAAGAAGCCUAGCCAAACGCUGCUGUCAGCAGAGAACAGCUCCUUUGUCUCCCUGCAGCAUCCAGUACCUGGCCAGCAACAUUUGGCACACACACAGGCCUGCAAGGUCAUGACUGGUCAGGUGUCCCUGCCCUGGCUAUUCCACUUUAUGCUCCUGGCCUGCAAAGGCACCCCAUAGCUCUUACAUAGCCAGUAACACGCAGGGCAAUUGCUGCGUCUCUGCAGGUCAGCCAGGGGACACCCUUGUUCCUUCCAAACAAUAAAGAGUGAAUUUGGAGUGCCCACUCGGAGCUACAGGGGAUGCACGCCUGUCAGUGCUGUAUGCAAUUCCUGCAGGCUUUUCUCAGCUAUUAUAAACUUGACCCUCCUGUCCUCUGAAUGUUCCGCAGUUCUACUGACAAAUGGCUAGGAAUCCGACUUUGUUUUCAUGGGCAUGUUUUAUGUUAACGGUGUGGUAGAGCCACAGAAUGGGUUUUAACAAGGUGAAUAUAUGUAUGGCAGAUACACAGGCAGGAGAAACGGUUCUUCCCAGCGUGUAGCUGUACUCGGAUUUUUAACCUAAGCGUUGGUCACCAACACAUCCUUUUGUGUGGGUUUUUUGUUUGUUUUUCAGUGGAGAUAGUGAAGAGACGCAUUUUAGAAUUCUGUAAUUAAACAGGCUGUUGUUUCAAUAUCAAAUCAAAACGACUCUCAGUGGUGUAGUUAAGACUUCUUGGCAGUGACAAUGGCAGCUUAAUUAAAUGCAAACCCCCUUGCAAAAUGUGUGGCUCCCAGAGUUUUGUAGGGGAAAAAAAUUGUUUCACGAUUACUUUUUCCGGAAUGCUCUAAGGAUUGCUUCCUAAGGAAGCAUAGUUCUCUAAGACUGCUAGCUUGUGUUUGGUUAUUCUCCCCAGCAGAGCUGAAGCAGGGAUACAGACAUCCCCCAUGGCUGGCUGCAGCAGUUAAGUGAAAAGAGUCAGGGUUUCAGUCAUGACAGCAUCUGCUGAGAGCCCAUUCUGAGGUCCACAGCUGAGCAUCACCUUCAGCUCAUCCUGGUCCAGCUGUGCAGUCCCACAAAAGCUUGGUCUUAUCCCCAUGUUGAAAUGUCUAAUCAUGUCUGUAAUUCUGGAGGAGGAAGUGCUGGUGUGCAUGGGAUACGUAUUUCCUCCUGGAGUCCUUGGAUAUUUCUAGAUCUUCCAGGCUUUGCCAUUUUAAAUGCUCACAGCCAUUAAGUUUCCUUUUAUAGUCUUGAAGGGGAUUCACUUACAGGCAUACUUAUUAUCCCGGACAAUCCCCUUUGGUGGCAUGAGAAUUUGGUUAGAGAAUAACUUAUUGAGGUCAGUGUAAAUAUUCAAGUUCAAAAGCCCCACAAAACACUUCAAAGGUUGUUAAAUAGCAUUCUGUUGUCACACAUGUACUUUUAAAAGGCGGCUCUCAGUUUUACAGGGGUUACAAGGAGACUGCAGAGCAUAAAGGAAAUUUAAUUAAAUUUUUUGAAUUUAUUAUGGCCCUAAAGACUCUUGGGAAUCAGAGUCUGUUAAACAUUCAGAAAAUGUGGUGCCCAUAUUAAUAUACUGUUGGCUGGGCACUCUUGUAUUUAAAAGUUUAAAUAGCUUAGCCUCUUGCAAAUGUCACACAGUGAUGGCUAAUGUGAUGGCCGCUUCUUGUAUUAACUAAAUGGGUCCUAAGUGGCAGUAUUUUGCCAGACAUUGAUUAAAUACUUUCACACCACAUUUACUAACCUGAAGUGAAGGUAGAGCAGCUGUAGAAAAGCAACACUAACUGGCCUGCCACCUCAUUUCUCUCUGGCUCUGGCUCUUCCAGGACUGUCUGACCUCUUCUGUGAAGGGACUCUGGUUAGAUCCUCAUGGUGUCACCAGGAGCCACCAGGUGCUGCUUCCUCUACCCUCAGGUGUGACAGAUGUCACAUUCCUUUGAAUUGCAAGAAAAUAUCAGCACUCUGUUUCUUGUUGUUGUUGUUCCUGUUGCAAAGACACCAGUGUUGACCAAGAAUAACAAUUGAGUCACUUCCAGAUUCUCCCUAACUUGUGUCCCUAGCUGCUCACAGGAGGCAAGGGAUAAUGUAUAUGAGGAUGCUCAACCAUAGACAAUUCCUCAGAGUAUCAGGGCUGGGCCCAUGUGACUGACCAUGCCCACCACGUCUCACAGAGCUAAUUCUCUGGCAGACUCUGGAAGGACAAGUAGUCAUCAACUGAAAAGUUGCAUGCAGGCAUCCAAGAUGUGUUUUAAUAGGCAAGUUAGGGGCUUGCGUACAUCCGCAUUGCUGUGUUUUUUCAUCCCUGAUCUCUGAGCUCAAGUCGCUUUGCUUCAGAAAUGGCCCUUUGCUUGUGUCUUGACCUCUUUGUCCCUCAGCCAGUCAACCUGGACUCUCUGGUAGUCCUCUGUCAUUGGAACCGUAACAUCUGAGCAAAAGCUGUGCUACAGUAGUCAUUAGUGUUUUCAGAAUUGGAUGUCAAAAGGCCUGGCUUACUCUGUCAUGUUUAUGAGCUAGUACAUCUGCUGGGGCAGAGUUCAGCCCGUUGCCAGCUGACCAUACUCAUACUUUCUGGAUUAAUUGGGCCCUGUUUGUGAAAUCGUCUCCCAUAAGUUUUGCUAUGAUAAAAGACUCUGGUGUGAACUGGUGACUUACGUUGCCCGAGAUUUUCUUAGGACACGUGGUGCACUAGUCUCCAGACCUGUAUCAUCACACUGUCCAUUUCAGUUCCUGGCUUUCUGAUAGUUGGAAUGCUACUUCAUGGCUAUGUGACUGAUCAAGGCAGCUCUGUUUAGACAUGAAUUGCUUAGGUAAAAUAUGCCCGCAUUUCAGCACACUCUUUAAAGCUGGAUAUUUCCAGUGUGAGAUUAUUUUGCAUUUCUGUCACUUGGGCUUUGUUUAGACACUUGGUGAGUAAGCAGCAUUUCUCUAGCAGCUCAUGAAAGUAAAAUGCAAGUUCUGAUUCUUGUUUUGUUAAGUGAAUGAAGCCUUCAAUAACAAAGGAAACUCAGUAUAUUCUCUACAAGACUAGGGUAGUGACAUUUGAAGAAUUAAGGCUGCUGAUAGAUUUCUUAUUCUUAGCAUAGAAGUGUGCAUGUAGAUAGUUAUAUCACUGUAUAUAUACUUAUCUACACACAUGGUUGGUUUUGUAUUAUCUUUUUCAUUCAUCUUUAUGAUAAAAGCUUUACAAUAAAUUUUAAUUAUUAAAACACUAAUUUUUUAAGAGAAGGAAGCAAAUAUUUUAUGUUCUGCUAAAAAUAAACCAGUCUUCUGCCCUGAACACACACACACACACACACACACACACACACACACACACACACACACAUUCUACAUGCCAUGGCCACAUUAACAAACCGUGACCAAAACAUUGAAAGGUACAAUUCAUAGAACUAUUACCCUAGUGUUGUAUUUAGUCAGACGCCUGAUAUAUAGCUCUGAAUUUUGAAGAGUGUGUUGACUGCCCAUGGCUUUUACAAGAUUAAGGGAAGAACACUUGUUGAUUCUCUGGAAAAUAGAUUUCAACAAAGCAAAUGCAACAGUAGUGUUAAAACCUAAGUUUACAACACCCACCCUGUUUUGCUCUAGAUAAAUACUUAUGGGAUCUUUCUGCUGGAAACCAGUGAACUUUUUUAAAGGCUUGGGGAAUUUUUUUGUAUGAUAAUUUUUAAAACAAAACGUGUUCUCUUCAAACUAAUUAAUGGCUUGAGGUUUUUCCAAGAAGCGCAUUUUAAAAGUGUUUGUACACAUUUUAACACUUGGAUAUUUUCUAUUUUGGUUUUGUAUAUUUUUAUGUGUACACAGUGUAUAGACUUGUAAAUAAAACAUGUUUUCAUUUA